AUGUCUUCUGGAGACCCCAAGCCGCAGUCUGCGGCAGUGACAGAUACAAAGGACACGGCUGAAGCAGAUCAAGCAUCUUUGUCUGUUGGCAGGGGAACAAGCCUCGGUGUUAGACGGAUAGAGGCCGUUGCUCAACAUAUCAGUCUUGUCAGCCGCGUACUUCUCUUCGUUGGGAUUUUCAUAGUCGCCUAUGUAUACUCCCUCGACAUCAGCCUGCGAUAUGCCUACCAGCCCACGGCAACUGACAGUUUCAGCUCGCAUUCACUGCUCGCAACGAUUUCUGUCCUACGAAGCGUUGUUGCCUCCGCCGCGCAACCGACCGCUGCUAAGAUUGCCGAUGUCUUUGGCCGGAUAGAACUCCUGCUCCUGUCGAUUGUUUUUUAUGUAGUCGGCACGAUCGUUGAUGCGACUUCAGACGGCAUUAAAUCUUUCUCAGCCGGUGCAGUUCUGUAUCAGGUUGGGUUCACCUGCGUCUCGUUUCUUGUCGAGGUACUUCUGUCCGACAUUACAUCCCUCCGGUCAAGGCUUUUCUUCUCUUAUAUCCCCGUCAGUCCGUUCCUGAUAAAUGCCUGGGCAAGCGGCGACGUGGCAGAAGCGGCACUUGCCAACAUCGGAUGGCGCGUUGGAAUAGGGAUGUGGGCAAUUAUAUACCCUGUUUCAACAAUCCCACUUAUACUUGUUCUGUACUGGGCUCAUCGCAAGGCCAAAAAGGGAGGCAACAUGAACAGUUAUAAGACCGAUUUCCAGAUCGACGGCGGUAUUAAAGACCUCUUUUGGAAGCUGGAUGUACCUGGCAUGAUUCUGAUGAUUGCUGUUCUUGCCUUGAUUCUGGUUCCCCUGACUCUUGCUGGGGGUUCGUCCGCAACAUGGCACAAGGCUCAUAUCCUGGCGCCCUUGCUUAUUGGUGUGGCCUGCAUUCCGGCUUUUAUUCUUUGGGAAACAUCCAAAGCACAGCAUCCCAUGGUUCCGUUCUAUCUGCUUAAAGACCGUACAGUAUGGGGCGGACUCGGCGUUGUAACAGCCAUGAACUGCGCCGCUUCAGUCCAGGGCGACUAUCUAUACACAGUUCUGAUCGUCUCCUUCAACCAAUCCGUCCUAAGCGCAACCCGGAUUACCAAUUUAUACUCGUUCGUAUCCUGUCUAACAGGCCUCGCUAUCGGGCUAGUCGUCUACAAGCUCCGACGCCUCAAAUGGGUCAUAGUCUGCGGCUCUGCGCUCCAUCUCGUCGCAUUUGGUCUCCUCAUCCACUUCCGAGGUGGCGGUGACGCGCCAACAGUCUCAGGUAUGGUGGGUGCCCAAGUACUACUAGGAAUAUCCUGUGGCAUGUUUACAUAUGCCACCCUGGCCAGCAUCCAAGCCACGGCACGGCACGAGCAUUUAGCCGUAAUAACAGGUGUUUAUUUUGCGUGCUUUAAUAUAGGCGGUGCAACCGGCAAUGCCAUCUCCGGAGCUAUCUGGACCCAGAUCCUACCAGGAAGGCUCCAACAGGACCUGGGCGAUGGUAACCUCUCUACGUUAGUCUAUGACUCCCCGUUCACGGCGAUUGAGGAUUACGCGUGGGCAUCACCUGAGAGAGACGCUAUUGUUGUUUCAUACCGCUAUACGCAGCGGAUUCUGUGUAUUACGGGGAUUUGUGUUGCAUCUUUGGUGUGCAUCUUUGCGCUGUGUCUUCGUGAUGUGUAUUUGACGAAGGACCAGUCUUUGCCGGAUGCUGAGGAAAAGGGUAAGAAGAAUGGUACUGCGCGAUUUACAUGUACUGAUACGUGA
Aspergillus puulaauensis is the source of this 1767-nucleotide messenger RNA. RefSeq names its product siderophore transporter. The coding region runs from base 1 to 1767 and encodes 588 amino acids. NCBI's taxonomy places the organism in Eukaryota, Fungi, Ascomycota, Eurotiomycetes, Eurotiales, Aspergillaceae. The transcript has a single exon. Gene Ontology annotation, cellular component: endosome; vacuolar membrane. Gene Ontology annotation, biological process: intracellular iron ion homeostasis; transmembrane transport. Gene Ontology annotation, molecular function: siderophore-iron transmembrane transporter activity. The record is from RefSeq and is a predicted model, not a curated record.